CACGUUGAGCUUCUCAUGCCCCAACACUCCCAUGUUCUUCUCUCCAGGGCUGCUCUCAGUCCAUUCUCCAAUCUUGCAACAUCUCUUAAUUUAGAGGAAAACGUUCAGCAGAACAAAAUAGCGACCGAAACAUCUGGGAGGUGCCCCCUCCGGCUUUUAGGGCCCCGGAGAGUCCUUCCCCUGGUGUUGGGAUGGGAGUCCCGGGCAGCGUCGGGCGCUGCCGCGGCCGCCCUGGCCGUGCCGCCCCGCCAGCCCUGUGACAUCAGUCCCGCCGCCGCCCCGCGACCCGCCCUGCCCGGCCAGCGACAAAAGCGCCGAGCGCCCGCCGGCCCCAGCGCGGCUCCCAACACCGGCACCGACCCCGAACGCCACAGCGACACCAGCACCGAGACCGGCACCGACCCCGGACCUGAUACCAACCCCGGCACCGACACCGGAUUUAACACCGUCCCCGGCCCGGCCGCAGUGGUCUGUAAGAAGAAUUUGGACAGCACCACUGUGGCCGUGCAUGGUGAGGAGAUCUACUGCAAGUCCUGCUACGGGAAGAAGUACGGCCCUAAGGGCUACGGCUACGGGCAGGGAGCAGGGACCCUGAGCACUGACAAGGGCGAGUCCCUGGGAAUCAAAUACGAAGAGGGCCAGCCCCACCGACCCCCCAACCCCAAUGCAGCCAGGAUGGCCCAGAAGGUGGGAGGAGCUGACGGAUGCCCCCGCUGUGGCCAGGCCGUGUACGCGGCCGAGAAGGUCAUUGGAGCUGGGAAGUCCUGGCACAAGUCCUGCUUCCGCUGUGCCAAGUGUGGCAAAAGCCUGGAGUCCACCACCCUGGCAGACAAAGAUGGGGAGAUCUACUGCAAAGGUUGUUACGCCAAGAACUUCGGUCCCAAGGGCUUUGGCUUCGGGCAGGGCGCCGGGGCACUGAUCCACUCACAGUGAGCUCCCGGGCUCGGCCCCGCGCUCGCCCGGGGCUCGUCCUGUGCUACCCGCCCGCCCCACGCCGCAGUGAGUGCCCCACUGCCACCCCCAGCCACCGCUGCUUCGCAGCACCAGCCCCUCCUGCCUGCCCUGGCGCUCCCCGCAGCCGGGGGGGUCCAAGCAUUGUCCCCGUGGGGUUCUGCUAGGGCAGGUGGCACCGGGGGCCACUGCCUCCCACUGCAGCGAGGCCCCAGUGCCCGAGUCCUGCUCCGCGUUGCCCGUCCCGCCGGCCGUGUGCGCAGCCGUGACACCGAGCAAGCAAUAAAACAUCAGACA
Molecule: messenger RNA, 1248 nt
Organism: Prinia subflava (tawny-flanked prinia)
Lineage: Eukaryota; Metazoa; Chordata; Aves; Passeriformes; Cisticolidae
Gene: CSRP1
Product: cysteine and glycine rich protein 1
Exons: 5
Coding region: 16-933 (305 amino acids)
Biological process (GO): sarcomere organization; muscle tissue development
Cellular component (GO): Z disc; nucleus; cytoplasm
Molecular function (GO): structural constituent of muscle; actinin binding
Source: RefSeq, a predicted model, not a curated record